Messenger RNA from Daldinia loculata, 3346 nucleotides. RefSeq names its product glycosyltransferase family 35 protein. Gene Ontology annotation, molecular function: pyridoxal phosphate binding; glycogen phosphorylase activity. The record is from RefSeq and is a predicted model, not a curated record. The transcript has 7 exons. NCBI's taxonomy places the organism in Eukaryota, Fungi, Ascomycota, Sordariomycetes, Xylariales, Hypoxylaceae. Gene Ontology annotation, cellular component: cytoplasm. The coding region runs from base 123 to 2765 and encodes 880 amino acids. Gene Ontology annotation, biological process: glycogen catabolic process.
GUAAUAGAGGAUGGCGGUUGUUCUUCUUCCUUUCUAAUUACCGAGUCUCAGCUUUCCGUGAAUUCUAGCUACUUUAUCCUAUCUUAGGGGGUAGCUUCAAACUAUAAGCUCAAAGUUCCAACAUGGCGUCGGGUCUACCAACCAGGGAGCGCCGCCCCUCCACAGCCGCACCUAUUGUCGAAAUAGUCGGUUCUGUAAGCCCCGCGGGCAUCUCUCGUCCGAAACAUAAGCGUACUUUCACGGGUUUUGGAGCCAACGAGAUCAAGAACGUAGAAGCGGCGAUCCCCGAGCCUCAACGUGCGACAUGGACCAAGCACGAAUACCAUGGCUUCAGGACAAAGGAUGAGUUUGAGAAGGAGGUUGUUCGCCAUGUCGAGACAACCUUGGCUCGUAGCAUGUUCAACUGCGACGAGUCGGCUGCUUACUCGGCUACAAGCUUAGCGUUCCGUGAUCGUUUGGUUAAGGAGUGGAACAAGACUCAGCAGCGCCAGACCUUCGUAGACAGCAAGCGUGUCUAUUAUCUGAGUUUAGAGUUCUUGAUGGGUCGUGCUCUAGACAAUGCUAUGCUCAAUGUUGGCGCCAAGCCCACUGCCAAAGAGGGCCUUGACGAACUUGGGUUUCGUAUUGAAGACAUCAUUGGCCAAGAACACGAUGCUGCAUUGGGCAAUGGUGGACUCGGACGACUUGCGGCUUGCUUUCUCGACAGUCUCGCCUCCUUGAACUAUCCCGCCUGGGGUUACGGCUUAAGAUAUCGCUAUGGUAUUUUCAAGCAGGAGAUUAUCGACGGAUACCAAGUCGAGGUCCCUGAAUACUGGCUCGACUUCAACCCGUGGGAAUUUCCAAGGCACGAUAUCACAGUCAACAUCCAAUUCUACGGCUACGUUCGCAAAGCCCAAGACGAGAAUGGAAAGACGGUGGCCUUCUGGGAAGGGGGUGAAUUUGUCACUGCUGUAGCUUACGACGUGCCAAUUCCUGGCUAUGACACGCCCACUACUAACAACUUACGACUAUGGUCCAGCAAAGCCGCUAGUGGUGAAUUCGACUUCCAGAAGUUCAACAAUGGAGAGUAUGAGAGCUCCGUAGCAGACCAGCAGAGAGCGGAGACCAUCAGUGCCGUUUUAUAUCCGAAUGACAACCUUGACCGUGGAAAGGAGCUGCGUCUUAAGCAACAGUACUUCUGGGUUGCAGCCUCGCUCUACGAUAUUGUCCGCCGAUUCAAGAAGACGGAGCGUGCCUGGAGCGAAUUCCCCGACCAAGUCGCAAUCCAGCUCAACGAUACCCACCCAACACUAGCCAUUGUAGAGCUCCAGCGGAUACUGGUAGACAUAGAAGGCCUCGAAUGGGAUGAGGCCUGGCAGAUAGUCAAGUCAACCUUCGGCUACACGAAUCACACAGUUUUGCCCGAGGCUCUAGAGAAAUGGCCCGUCGGCCUAGUACAACAUCUUCUGCCUCGCCAUCUUCAGAUCAUAUAUGACAUCAACCUUUUCUUUUUACAGAGCGUAGAAAAGAGAUUCCCGAAUGACCUGGGAAUACUGAGCCGGGUUUCGAUUAUUGAAGAAUCUCAGCCAAAGAUGGUCCGUAUGGCAUUCUUAGCCGUCGUUGGUUCUCACAAGGUCAAUGGUGUUGCCGAACUGCAUUCAGACCUCAUCCAGACGACUAUCUUCAAGGACUUUGUCAACAUAUUCGGCGCUGACAAAUUUACUAACGUUACAAACGGUAUCACACCCCGAAGGUGGUUGCAUCAAGCGAACCCCCGCCUUUCAGAAUUGAUUUCUAGCAAAAUUGGCGGCCUCGCGUUCCUGAAAGAUCUCACGCUCCUCAAUAAGCUAGAGACGUUUGUGAACGACAAAGAAUUCAGAAAGGAAUGGGGCGAGAUUAAAUACGCCAACAAGGUCCGGCUUGCGAAGUACAUCAAGAGCACCACAGGCAUUACGGUAAACCCGUCGUCUCUGUUUGACGUCCAGGUCAAACGCAUCCACGAGUAUAAGCGACAGCAGCUGAACAUCUUUGGCGUCAUCUAUCGGUAUCUGAAGCUCAAGGCCCUAAGCCCUGAAGAGAGGAAGAAACAUCUACCUCGCGUCUCGAUCUUCGGUGGAAAGGCAGCACCUGGCUACUGGAUGGCAAAACAGAUUAUCCACCUCAUUAACAGCGUCGGUACUGUCGUUAACAAGGACCCCGAUAUUGGUGAUCUCCUAAAGGUCAUCUUCGUGGAAGACUACAACGUCAGCAAGGCGGAGAUGAUUAUCCCUGCUUCCGACCUUAGCGAGCACAUCUCAACUGCUGGCACAGAGGCGUCCGGAACCAGUAACAUGAAGUUCGUGCUAAACGGCGGUUUAAUCAUUGGGACAUGCGACGGAGCUAAUAUCGAAAUCACUCGAGAAAUCGGCCAAGAAAACAUUUUCCUCUUCGGGACCCUAGCUGAGGACGUGGAGGACCUACGCCACGCGCACACGUACGGUUCGCACGCAAUCGAUUCUGGCCUAAACGAGGUGUUCGAUGCUAUUCAGAGCGGCAAGUUCGGCGACUCUAACGACUUCAACGCGCUGAUCUCGGCCGUUCGCGACCACGGUGACUACUAUCUAGUGUCGGAUGACUUCCAGUCGUAUAUCGAUACCCAGAGGAUGGUAGACGAUGAAUACCGCAACCAGGACGAGUGGGUCUCGAAGUGCAUCCGUAGCGUCGCUAGGAUGGGCUUCUUCACCUCGGAUAGGUGUAUCAACGAGUACUCCGAGGGCAUCUGGAAUAUCGAGCCCCUCGCUGUAUAAGUCCCUUCUUCGAAGGUUAUACCAUCUACACGUGGCUAUAUAGGGGGUCUACACUCAGGAACUGCAUAUAGUGGUUGUCCCUUAGGGUGAAAAUGCGUAUCAUAAGGAACUUUUGGCGGACAGCCCAGUAGAAAUAGGGGCUACGAUUAUGAUAGGAAGGAAAAUGAAUAGCAAUUCCAAGUAUCGACUACGCAGUCAUAUGUUCUUGCAUCCUACUUCUAAUGUGAUGGAUGUAUGCGGGCUCGGAGCAUUCAAUAUGUCAUCUAACAGUGUCACUGACAGACAUUAUCCCGGAAUUCCAGGUAAAACCUACCAUAUUACAGAAAGCUACGGUUGGUUAGUCGGCCCAAGGGAUAUCAUAAAAAUAAGCUUCAUAUUGCCUCGGAUGUAAAGUCGUUGAGGCAAUGAGACAGACCUCUUAACCUAGAGUUGUCGGAGGGUUACUAGCUACCAACUAACCCUGGCCCUAGUCACCUACUUCUCCGUUCGAUAACGCCGACACUGAGCGACUCCCAUCGGUGCCAGGUACAGUACUUGUUAGUAGUCUACCUAUGAUGGCUCGUAGAAAGUGGUUUAAUGUC